Messenger RNA from Daucus carota subsp. sativus, 2821 nucleotides. Its product is annotated as phosphatidylinositol 4-phosphate 5-kinase 7. Gene Ontology annotation, molecular function: 1-phosphatidylinositol-4-phosphate 5-kinase activity; ATP binding. The coding region runs from base 312 to 2594 and encodes 760 amino acids. Gene Ontology annotation, biological process: phosphatidylinositol phosphate biosynthetic process. The record is from RefSeq and is a predicted model, not a curated record. Gene Ontology annotation, cellular component: plasma membrane. NCBI's taxonomy places the organism in Eukaryota, Viridiplantae, Streptophyta, Magnoliopsida, Apiales, Apiaceae. The transcript has 10 exons.
UGGAACACAGUGAACAUGUUGCCACUUUAUCUAUCUUUCCUCCAUUCCAAAUAUAUCAGGACACAACUGCUUCAUCAACUAGCAGUCUAGCAACCAUCUCUCUGUUUCUCCUGCUUCUCUCUGUAAUCUUCAAACACCCUUUUAUCAUUCAUGUUUAUGUUCAGCCACAGUGGUUUCUCACAUGAUACUAUCAAGAUAAUGGCCAUUGAGACAAGUUUACUUUAAGGUCUUGGCAGCUACUCUCGCAUUAGUUUUUGAAAGCGGUGGAAUAAUUUUAUUCUGAUGCGGUAGAUUGCUUUGUCAUUAUCAUCAUGGAGAGCAGCGGAAGUAGAGAGAGCAAAUUCUCAAAUGGAGAUGUCUACUAUGGUAAUUUUAAAGAGACGCUCCCUCAGGGCAACGGUAAGUACACUUGGUCAGAUGGGAAAAUUUAUGAGGGCGAUUGGGAGGAAGGAAAAAUGACAGGGAAAGGGAAGGUUCUUUGGCCAUCAGGCACGACAUAUGAGGGUGACUUCUCCGGGGGUUACCUACAUGGUUUUGGAACUUUAACUAGUUUGGAUGGGUCUGUCUACAGAGGCUCCUGGAAGUUAAACCUUCAGCAUGGAUUUGGAGAAAAGCAGUACCAAAACUCAGAUGUUUACGAAGGUACAUGGAAAGAGGGAAAACAGGAAGGCAGCGGUAAGUAUGUUUGGAGUAAUGGUAACAUGUAUAUUGGUACUUGGAAAGCCGGGAUUAUGUGUGGUAGAGGUGUUAUGAAAUGGUCGACUGGUGAUCUCUUUGAUGGCUUUUGGUUAAAUGGUUUAAGACAUGGGUCAGGAUUUUAUAGGUUUGCAGAUGGAGGUUAUUAUUAUGGCAUAUGGACAAAAGGCAUAAAGGAUGGAUGGGGGAAAUUUUAUCCAGAAGGAAAUAAUCGCCCGUCUCUAGCAAAGUGGAAUAACUCUGAAUUACUCAAUGAAAUCGUGGAUGGUUCUGUGUCGGUUAGCUCAUUAAAGAAAGCAGAGUUCAAGGUUAUAAAGCCUAGUCUUAAGCGCAGUGUUUCUAUAAUUGCACUCAAUGGAUUUACUAAGGUUCGUAAACCACAUAAGAGUGUCUUGGUGAAGAAGAAUCAAAACCCCAGUCAUUCUGUUACAGAUGGUACUUUUGAAGAAGUCCAGAAUGAGGUUCAGCAAAGCGAUUCUCAAGUUUAUGAAAGAGAAUACAUGCAAGGCGUCUUGAUCAAAGAAAGGAUAAUAAAUCAUACAGGUCGUUCUAAAAGCAUUAAACAGCGGGGAAAGACAAAGGAAGCAAGAAAGAAGUCUCUUGUGAGCACAUAUGCAGGCCUUAAAAGUUAUUAUUUGAUGCUUAAUCUGCAGCUUGGCAUCAGGUACACUGUGGGAAAAAUCUCUCCAUUGCCUAUGCGUGAAGUAAGAUCAUCUGAUUACGGAGCACAAGCUAGAAUACAGAUGUAUUUUCCCAAAAGGGGCUCCCAGAAAACUCCUCCACACUACUCCUUAAAUUUUUACUGGACGGAUUAUUAUCCUAUGGUAUUCCGGAAUUUGAGGGAGAUGUUCAAGCUAGAUGCUGCUGACUACAUGAUGUCAAUAUGUGGUGAUGAUGGCCUAACAGAGCUUUCUUCCGCUGGGAAAAGUGGGAGCCUCUUUUAUCUUUCGCACGAUGACAGAUUUGUUAUUAAAACCUUGAAAAAAUCUGAGCUGAAGGUUUUACUCAAGAUGCUACCUAGCUACUAUGAUAAUGUAAAAGAGCAUGAAAACACACUCCUAACAAAGUUUUUUGGAGUCCACCAGAUAGCAUGGAAGGCUGGAAGAAAGAUACGCUUUGUUGUGAUGGGGAACAUGUUCUGCACUGAAUUGCGAAUACACCGUCGUUAUGACCUGAAGGGUUCAUGUCAGGGAAGACUUACAAAUAAAGUUGAUAUUAGAGAGAAUACUACAUUCAAAGACCUUGAUUUGCCAUACGUAUUCCAUAUGGACAAGUUGUUGCGCGAGUCACUUCUAGAACAGAUCACUCAUGAUUGUAUGUUUCUGGAGUCUCAGCAAAUAAUUGACUACAGCCUUCUACUGGGGUUACAUUUCCGAGCUCCGGAACAUCUGAAAGCCUUCUUGGAAACUGCCGAGUCCAUGCACGAGCCAGAGCACACAUUUGCUAGUGAUGGUGCAAUCUCUCAAGAUGAAAUGUUGAUUCCUCCGAAGGGGCUUCUACUAGUGACCCAUGAACCCAACUUUGUCAGCACUGCACCAGGUCCUCACAUUAGAGGAAAUACUUUGAAAGCAUUUUCCGUGGGUGAGAAGGAGGUGGACCUUCUUCUGCCCGGUACUGGAAGAUUACGAGUCCAGUUAGGAGUAAACAUGCCAGCUCAGGCUAAUCAUAAGAUUCAGCGGGAUGGUGGAGAUGCAUCCGAAGCUGAACUUUUUGAGGUUUACGACGUGGUUCUCUAUCUUGGCAUAAUCGACAUACUUCAGGAAUACAAUCUCAAAAAGAAAGUGGAACUCACGUACAAGUCGCUCAAAUUUGACCCUAACUCAAUUUCUGUCAUGGAACCAACGCCUUACUCAAAACGUUUCGUAAAUUUUCUUGAGAGAGUAUUUGUACCAACUUGAACCCUCAGAGCACUCAUUCUCCUCUCCUCAUGUUAUUCUGCUUUUAAAUCAUCUCCUUUGCCAUUUGCUUAGUGUUUUCGAAUUUUUAGAUUCAAGUUAUAGCAGUUAUUCAUUGAUAAGUACAUGCAACUGAUUCUUGCAGCAAGGUGAAAUUUUGUUCUUUUAAGUUCUGAUUCAUAAAUAAAACAAUUGCUUUAAUAUAUAUAUAUCCUUUUAUUUCACUGUGA